Populus nigra (black poplar) is the source of this 527-nucleotide messenger RNA. RefSeq names its product protein PSY3-like. NCBI's taxonomy places the organism in Eukaryota, Viridiplantae, Streptophyta, Magnoliopsida, Malpighiales, Salicaceae. The transcript is spliced from 2 exons. The coding region runs from base 34 to 261 and encodes 75 amino acids. The record is from RefSeq and is a predicted model, not a curated record.
UUUCAGCAUCAACUCGAUCGAGAGAGACGAGAGAUGGCAUUUGGAGUUCGCUUGUGUUUGUGUCUCCUGCUUGUCUUUGCUGUAAUAUCUUCAGCUCGAAACACCAUUUCAUUCUCAGAUAACGAAAUGGCCUUGGCUAUAAAGGGGAGGUCCUUGAAGAUUACACUGAACGAUUACGGUGACCCAAUAGCAAACCGUGGGCACGAUCCUUCACAAAGAAACAAGAAUUGGGGUGGCAGCGGCGGUGGCCGUAAAGGCUGAGAGAUUCUGUGAUGCUUUCUUUAUCUAAUAAUAUUUUGCAUACUAACCUAAAUAUAUAUUGAAUAAAUAACACCAGCUCACGUUUUGUACUUCAAGGUAGCUGAUUUAAUACUCAUUUGCCAGCCAAACAUGUAUUCUCUAAGGCGCCUUAAUUAGCUUCUUAAUUAAUAAUCGUCAUCUUCAUCUUUCUUAAUUUCAAGUUGCUGUGUGGCAUGUCAAGUGCAUAUAUAGCUUUAGCAUGGGUUCACGUUCUUCAGUGCGGUAAA